Messenger RNA from Peronospora belbahrii, 915 nucleotides. Lineage: Eukaryota; Oomycota; Peronosporomycetes; Peronosporales; Peronosporaceae. The record is from the annotation of a GenBank genome assembly.
AUGCGUGGCCCAGUGUUUGCACUCUUGUUAUUCGUGACGCUAGUGGGAAUAUGUUCAGGUCUUUUAAAGAAUGAGAUGACAUCUAAGGACUCUAAUACGGAAACGAUGGAUUUGAAGACAAGAAGAACAAGAAUUUUGAAAGAAUUGUCUCCAGUUAUUAACGAGGCAGAGGUCGAUUCCAAGACUUUUGCAUUGCAAGACAGUUAUGACUGUGACAACGGGAUGGUGGCGGCUAUACGAAAGUUUUUCAAGGCAAAUGAUGCGACGUUUGACACGUGCAUCUCCGAUAGUGGCUAUCAGAUCUAUCCGUAUACGGGCAUCCUGCCUGACUCGAAAGUCGUGACGGAACUUGUCAGCUCAAGCGCUUGUAUGGGUAUCAUUACGGCUGUCGUAAUGCUCAACCUGCCUCCGUGCAUUCUAAAUGACUUGGCCAUGCGAGCCGCAUGCGAGACAAUUCUAGUAUACUCGGUCGCGAUGAGGAAAGGUGUUGAAGCUCCAAUGGCUGAGAAGUUUUACGAGGUGGUGACGUGGCGACACCAUGUUGAUCUCGCCAAAGCAGCCAAAAAACCAUUUGACGGCGAGUCAAGGAUGUACAGGACAUUUGCGAAAUAUUUGCAUAAAGCGUUGGUCACGAGUAAAGUAAAGAUCAUGCACAACUUGACAGUUGUCCUUGGCCAUGAGACAGCAGACUAUAGCGGAUAUAAGCAUGGUCAGCAGUCUUCGUUUAUCUCUACUAACUCCUCGGCGGAUGUCUUUGUCGGUAAAGUCAUAGCUGCUAAUGACGACGUUGACGAUGCAUCGGUUAUGACUGCUACUAAAACCGUAACUACUAGACAAAGCUCUGACUCCGUGACUGUGGCGGCAGCUUCAAUGACAUUUGCUCUGACGCUCUUGCUAGCUGCAGCAGUUUUGUAG